Molecule: messenger RNA, 7958 nt
Organism: Periophthalmus magnuspinnatus
Lineage: Eukaryota; Metazoa; Chordata; Actinopteri; Gobiiformes; Gobiidae
Product: low-density lipoprotein receptor class A domain-containing protein 4-like
Exons: 7
Coding region: 1360-2319 (319 amino acids)
Biological process (GO): negative regulation of transforming growth factor beta receptor signaling pathway
Cellular component (GO): Golgi membrane; early endosome membrane
Molecular function (GO): R-SMAD binding
Source: RefSeq, a predicted model, not a curated record
CGCAUUCGGCCUGUGCCAUGAAUCAAAAAAUAAUUGAAAUCGACAUUCAGAACCACCAUUUGACAAAGUCCUCAAUCUUUGCAAAGUUCCUGAGAACUGGUCACAGCAAGUCCACUGUGGAUGGGCCAAUUUGCUUCAUCGCUGAUCUAAAAUGACUGUGGUGCCAGUGCAAGAAGACAUUGCCGUGUCGUGCUGAGCCGGGGGCCACCACAACUUUAACUGGACUAAAGACAUAAAAAGAAAGAAGAACAAAACAGGAAGUAAAAACUUUUAGGAGCCAGUAAACAGCAAGUUGUCAGACUUUGGAGAGCGGAUAACAAGACUAACUGUAUAGCUGCAAGUUCGAGUCGGAGGUCAAACUUGUAGACCACUCCAGAUCGACUUUUUAAACUAUCAAAGCCUGGACGAACUCCCAACAAGCUGCUGACGCUUUGGUUGCCUUCCUUCAUUAUUUUAGCCAUCCUUUUGUAUCGAUAGUCUAAAAAGUAAGAGUAGUACUAAGUCACUGGACCAGCAGCAAGGUCAGAUGUCAAACGUAUGAACCCACGAAUUAAUUUUACUUUAAUGCCUUCCUGCAUAGUUUUAGCCACCACUUUCUUUCAUUUAACUAGUGUCAAGCCAGAUGGAAUGGUGAAUUAUCUGUACAGCUGCAAGGUCGAGUGGAAAGUCAAAACCUAUGGACCACUGCUUCUUCAAAUGCAAUCGACAAGGUGUUAGUACUCCUCUAUUGCCUUCCCAAGUCAACCAAUCAGAAGUCCCUCUGUUUCUGCCUAUUGCACUAUUGAAUGAACUGUACUGCAGUAAGGUCAAGCCAAAAGUUAAACCUGCGGACUACAAUUUCAAAACACGCUUUUAAUGCCUUCCGAGUACUGUUUGCAUUGGAUGUAACCUAUUCCACUCUAUUGAAAAGAUCAGCUUGUCACAACACAUUACUGGCUUGUUUUUUUUUUGGUAAUUGACAAGCUGUACUGCUGAAAGUCCAAAAGUCAAAUAGGGACAACUGCCUCUUCAAAUUGACUUGUCAUGUUUUAAAGUUGCUAGCUCUUGCCAACUGCUUCCUGGCUUUUUCAUAGGCACCAUUUUGUGUCAUUAAACUACUUGAAAACAACUCAACUCAAUCAAUCAAUCAUUCCACUUGCCCAGUGUGUCUUUGCAGUACAUUUCACUUGCUUUUUUCCUUAUCUCCACGUGGACUGUUGAUGCGUAGCGAUGGCCGUGGGACAGAAAGGUGCCAUCCGGUCCGCUCAAACCCCCUCCAGGCCCCCUCGCACCCCCAUUGCCUCUCGGACCGGCUGAACACCCAGUAUCCUUUGCAGCAUCGGCAGCAGAAGCAGAAGGCUCGGAGCGGGACAGGGCAGUAUGCAGGAGACUGACAUACCGGCCACAAAUGCCUUCACAGAGUGCAAGUUCCAGUGCACCAACGGUAAGUGUCUGCGCCUGGGCUCUCUGAUCUGUAACCAGCUGAAUAACUGUGGAGACAACAGUGAUGAGGAGAACUGCCCCGUGGUGACGCAGCACCCUCCCCCGGGCAUCUUCAACUCUGAACUGGAGUUUGUUCAGAUCGUCAUCAUUAUCGUGGUGAUGACAGUGAUGGUGGUGGUCAUCAUCUGUCUGCUGAACCACUACAAACUGUCCACCUGGUCCUUCAUCAGCCGACAGAGCCAGGGGCGGAGGCACGACCACGCAAUGCAGCAGGAUGGGUGUCUGUGGCCUUCUGACAGCGGCUCUCGACAAGGAGCUUCAGAGGUGCUGUACGCCCCUCAGGCUCAUCGGGACCGCUUCACAGCACCCUCGUUCAUGCAGCGUGAUCGCUUCAGCCGCUUCCAGCCCACGUACCCUUACUUGCAGCACCAGAUCGACCUGCCCCCAACCAUCUCCCUGUCAGACGGAGAGGAGCCCCCGCCAUACCAGGGCCCAUGCACCUUACAGCUGCGAGACCCUGAGCAGCAGAUGGAGCUGAACCGCGAAUCGGUGCGGGCGCCACCCAACCGAACCAUCUACGACAGUGACUUGAUUGACAUGGGAGGGGGCGGGGUUUUGGGUGGGGGGGUCGGUGGGGCAGGUGGACCCAGACCACCUAGCAGUAACUCGGGCAUCAGCGCGGCCAACUCCAGCACCCAUGGGCGAAUGGAGGGCCCACCACCGGCCUACAGCGAGGUGAUGGGGCACUACCCCGGAGCUGCGUUCUUUCUUCACCAGCACAGCAAUAACCAGAGGGUGGGGGGGCCGGGCAGCAGGACGAUCCAGCAGCAGAGCCAAUCAGAAAGCACAAUAGUACCUGCCAAGGCCAAGGACGGCCGACCGGAAGACCUGGUGUGAGGAGCCUGAGGCCUGGACUGAACUCUGUCCUCUGUUCUCUGUUCUGUCUCUGCUGUGGCCAACGUCACCUCUGCUCUCAUACAGCAGUACUCACAGGCAAAUGAAUUUACAGUUCCAGCGCUAUUGUGCUGUGUUUUAAUAGCUUCAAUAUUACAGACAAUUAACUGCAAAACACGCACAUUUGCAUCUGUUUCAAACAAAUGUAAAUUGUGGCUUUUAGUGUUUUUGGCUAACAAUCUCAUAAUGCCACAUGUUGCAUUGUUGAGCUUAAAUAUUUGCAUUAAGCAUUCCACAGCUGUCGGCCCUGACAUUAAACGGCUAUAAUAACUUCUUUCAAAUGUACUGUUCAUUGUAUGGUGAGUGGGGGUGUUUUUUGGCACACAGCACCUGUCUCUCAUGUCCUCUGUCCACACUCCCAUGCACAAAUAAAUAUUAGCUACAAGUUAACAAAGGACAGCAAGGAAGCAAGCGUAGACUUGUGUUUCCUGUGUUGGAGUCCAAAGCGCUGGGCUGGACGUAUGCACUGCGUGGAGAGGCUUUUUCCUCACACCACAAACUGCAGCACAGAAUGAAAUGCUUUCCUCUUAACAUCCUCCUGUCACCAGAACUGAGGAGGUCACUUUAUUGUCAUUUUGUUUUCUUUUCAUUUUGGACCGGGAUCUGUGCACAAAGCAAGAAUCAAGGACUACUUCUUCUAGAGAUCACAACUAAAACAACUGACUCCAAACCCAAAUCUUAGUGCCAAGGUUCAUGAGGAAGCAAAAUAAAUGGGGGAACUUCAACAUUCAACACAAACAAGAAAACGUUAUCUUAAAGUUGCACUAUCUUUUUGUUGUAAAAGAGAAGAGGGAAACGUUGCUCUGUGAUGAAAAUGUCUUUGUAGUUUUUUCUUCUUUCUUUUUGGUCCUUUUUCAUGAAUGAAUGGACUGACUGAACUCUGGCUCCAAACUUUAUUUAAACAGUUGGGAGCAAAAACAACAAAAAAACAAACAAAAGUAUUAUAAGCUUAUGUCCUUCCUCUUUUGAAACCGCAACAAAACUUGUACCCAGCCUAUGAUCCCUGUCUGCUUACUUCACAGGCACAGUAAGACUUAGUAAGAGAAUAUCCCUUCACCUGUGUACACUUCACUGGAGACCUGCCUCCAACAUGGCGACUGGGCAGACCAUGCAUUUUCUUCUUUCUUUUUGUCUUACACUCUAAAAAUAUACAAAUUGCAGUAUGGUCUGAAGUCAUCUUACUAUAACGCCAUAUAAAAUAUGUGCCUACGCUAUAUGCUGGGUUAAAAUUAUGUCUAGAUGCAGACCUGCCAAACAUUCAACAGGAAAAUGGUUGACAAAAGGGUUUCCAACUGCUAUACUUUGUUGCAUUUUGGCGUUGUUGUUUAGAGUUGAAUAAUUAUUUGCUAAUAACUAGUUGAUAUGAUCUUACUAACUAGUUUUAAUCCACUUUAAAUACUUCAGUGUAUCUCGGGUUUGUCCAGUCACCAGUUAAAGGGAGUUUCUAUUUCCUAGCUCCUUAAAAUCCCUGCAUCCCUCAUCUGCACAGUGCAUUUUGCCAACACUGCACCCCUUGCGAAACACCGUGGAAAAAAACACAAAUCAAAACUAGAAGCUUCACGUCUCUAAAGCCACAACAAAAACAACUAAAAAGUUCAGAUUCCUGUCUGCAUUCGCCAGCGCAGCAAUCAGGUUUAAUAAAAAACGUCUUGUGGUCGAAGUCAAGGGCUAUGGGAGGGUCCUUUUUUUGUAAGAAUUUUUUGAAAAAAACAAGCCUUCUCUGCUCAUUGUUGCCUUCUCCGCUGCUCUGUCUCUUCAUCUUGUCGGCCAUCUUUGCACUUCCCUCUCGCUCUUGCCUCUUAGCAGUGCCCAGUCAAAGUGUGCAUAUGUGAGUCCGCUAAGCCCUUUAAGAGUAUAGAGACUGGAGACCUGAUUUGGCAGUGUGCAAGUGCAGUUUCUUUGUCUAUGUAUUGGUGGGUAUAUCCCUUUUAGCGACACAGAAAGGCACUUAACUCUCUGCUAGACUACUGGAGUACCGUCUGAGUGUGUUUUUUGUAUGUGCGUUAUUAUUAGCUUUUGUGAAGACUCAAUGAGGUUUAUAUGUUAACACUUAAAUCGUCUUUUUACAAUGGACCUGUGUAUACAAAGCCACACAGAUGCAUUGGGGAGACUGCAAUGCGUAUUUGGCCUUGCUGUUAAGACAAAAGCCUAUACCAUGCCAUCAUGUCAUAAAUCAUCACAAGGGAUUGUUCUUAUCCUUAAUAUACAAUGCCAAGACCCAGUGCUAGUUAUAUCUUCCUUUUCUGAUUUUCCAACAAUAGCAUAAUCUACGUUUACGAUAUGCCCAUAGAUGGUUUCAGGUACACCCCUCUAACCUCUUCUAUAUAUAAUCUUAAUAUUGCUCUGUAAGAUCCUAUGAUGGAAAAUUACUUCUCCAUUAAAAUUUUCACAAUAGAAUAUUUUCAAUGCAAUGAAAGACGCUUGAUUCAUACCAAUUUUUAAACCACAAUGAUAGAAAACAGAUAUUUUUACACAAUUUCUUUAAUAUAAUCAGUACUUUCGAUCAGUAGUUUUGAUACUACAUUUGGUAUUGAUUAGUAUCUUGGUUUUGUUACUUUCGAUAACCUUGAUCUCCAUGAAUGCUUAGUGCAGUUUUAGCUACUGCUUUUUUUGACUAAUGAGUACCCGAAAUUCUUACUUUUUGCAUAUCCUGCAGAUUUUGAGACUGUGAGAAGUGAGAAUUUAUUAAUGAAAAAUUCAAGAUUAAAACUUAUUUCAUGCAGAUGGUGGAUAUAAUAUACUGGGUCAUGGUUUAUUUUUUUUUAUUAAUUUAUUUUUUUACAUAAAAUUAGAUCCUUUAUUUUACUUUUGCUGGUGUUAGUCAAAAUAAUUUCCAACCCUUGCUUUUUAAUACGAGAACCCAUUUGUACUUUUCUGCUCGCAUGGGGAUCAUCAGUGCAUUUGAAUGUAUGCCUCAUCCCUAGCCCGUACUGCUCUAUUUGUUAAUACAUCGCUGCUAAUGCUGUUGCUGCUAUCGCUACUAUUGUUGCUACUGCUAAAGCUCUCAUGCUUCCUUUUCUCUUCCCUCCACAACCAUCAUCUUACUCCCAAUUUGCGUAAACUUUCUAGAUAAUCCCAAACUGGCUACGGUCAAACGCUCCAAUGUACUGAGACUAAAAUUCAACCAUACGCUUUGCAACAUUUGACAUUCUUCUACAAGUCUCAAUAAGUUUCGACCACAGCAUCCAGUCCUGCUAUACCUUUCCUCCCUCUCUCUCUUUCCGUCAGUUCCCUUGGCUUGUCCUGUCUGUGCAGUCAUAGCUUGUAAAUGGAGGAUAUAAAGAUGAAUUUUAUGUUUUCUACAAGGAGGUUUGCAUGUUACUAUUAUGUGAGUAAAUAAGGUGCCUAAUGUUCAUGUUUGAGCAGACCACACUGGGCCAAAUUGUUGCUUGGGAUUGCUGCAGAGGCUAGCACUUGCAUCUGUUCCACACAGUGCUAACAAAAGUUCAGUAGCGUCACACUUUUCUUAACCUGCUCUUAAAGAUGCUAUUUGAAUCUAACUUACAUUUUGAUUAUAUUAGCUUGUACUGCGUUAUAUUCUUUUCUAUGCCCUAGUUGCCCCUGAUGCCCUCCCGACCAACAUUUUGUCCAUGUGUGGAGCAGACAUAGGAACCCACUUGCACUCAAAGCUCCCACCUUCGUUGUGCCUCACUUCCAACGGUGCUUUUUUCAGUAGUCUGUCUCUCUUUAUGUUUGUUUGUAAGGUGCUGUAUAUAACUUGAAUAUAUUAUGCACAUAUCCUACCCAAUGGGUAGACACCACAAAAGUUGUGAAUAUUGUAAUAUAAUGUAUAGACAAUAUAAGAAUUUUAAGAAAGGCAGCAUCAAAUUUGUAAAAAUGCCUACAGUUAAAAAUGUGCUUUGUCUUUUUUAUGAGAAAACAUGGUUUGCAAAGGAUGCUUAGAAUAUGGUUGCAACACAAAUUACUACUUAUAAUAUUUUGCUAUGAAUAUGAGUCUGUUAUGAGAAGAUGAGAACCUGUGGCUUAAAGACGUUGGUGAGAAAGAAUUCACUUGUCUUUUGGACUUUCUGAUUUGAGUCCACUAACAGGUGUGUAGUCAUGCUGAUGUAAAAAUGUCACGUAUCACAUUGCAUUGGCCUUUGUCAUAGACUGUAGAAAAUAACAGACUGAGGAAUCAGUGAAGGUAAAGCUGACUUAUUGUGUUUUAGGCGUAUUAUAAAAAGACUUUUCAUCUUGGCAACAAUGAAGGUCAGCCUUGUAGUCAUUGCUACUAAUUCAAUUGACAACCUGCCAAUUUCUUCUAGCUUUUUCAAGUUAGUCUUACGAUAAGCUCCAUUAAUGCAUUAUGAAAUUGCAUUAUAGCCAUUAGCUUUACUAGAGUUGUAUUCUAUAGCUGCAAAUAUGGCUCAUAAGCUGACUUUGCCAAAUUGAUAGUGACUUAUAGAUGCCUUAGUCUGUUACAUUCUACUGUCUAUGGUCCUUAUGCCACAACUUCAUGUCUGAAAAAUGGCCGUGUGAGCACAUGACCGCAGCCCUCCAGAGCACUUCCUGGAUAGGACGCUUAGUACUUCUACCAGUCGUAGUUUGGUUAAUCUGCCAAAGCUUGUCUAGCAUGUUUAGCACAGCCUGAUUCUGGAUUUCAAAGCAUUUCAUCUCUAAAAACCUAAUCAAAAAUCUGGUCAUUCCUUAUAUUUUUUUCUCUUUUUUUAAAUACAUAUUUUUUCAGUAGACCGUUGCACCAAGUGAGGAUGAGUAACGCUGUUGCAAUUUUUUUUUCAUUUAUUUUCUAUACAUUCAGAUGUUAUUUGUGGCGCUGUAUAUGAUUAUGGACAUCAUGUUUGAUACUUAAAACUUGCAGUCAUUUAUUUACAGUAUGUACCCAGUAACUCCACUGUACAAUAUCCACAGAGCAUGUUCAUUCUUAUCUAUAGACGAUGUACAUAGCAAUGCGCCAUUCUCUCUUCAAAAGCACCAAAUAAGUGGAAGUUGUGUACUUUUCUUUCGGAGAGUCUACUUAACAUUAUUUUGGUUUUCCUGCACUAGCUUGAAGAACUAACUUGGGCUCAGACUGAUUUAAUUUGAGUUUUUUUCUUUUCUUUUUUCUCUUUACAGCGCGCUCCCUCUUUCUAAAACUCCGUAAUCAACCGCUGAUGACAAGUAGCUGUUUUUAUUGUUCCAGAUUUUAUUCUUGUCAAUAAUGAAUAAUACAAAUUUGUCUAUACAGUCUGGUAUUUCUCUUGUCUUGACAGUUACCAUAGGACUGCUUCCAUCAUGGAUUUUGUAACAUUAUUUUGCUUUAUUUACAACUCCUCUCGUCAACCCCCCUCUUCUGCCCCCUCUGCGUAUAAACCUUGGAUAUCUACAUGACUAUACAAGCGUGUUCUCUGUAGCUAUCCAAAACGCGGAGGUAAAAAUCGUUGUGUAUCUUUUGCCUCUUUUUAUUUAAGCAAUUGUGAUGUAAUAGGUUUUAGGCCUAAGGUCUGUUAUUGCAAUACUUUUACAGAAAAGAAGAAAAAAAUGAAAAAAUGUUGCUCUAAGUGCUGUUGUAGUCAAAGAUUUUAUGCUUGUACUUAUGCUGUAGUCAAACUGCAGCGUAACAAAUAAAACUUUAAAAGUGAUAA